Messenger RNA from Laccaria bicolor S238N-H82, 336 nucleotides. RefSeq lists its product as uncharacterized. Bases 1 to 336 code for a protein of 111 amino acids. Lineage: Eukaryota; Fungi; Basidiomycota; Agaricomycetes; Agaricales; Hydnangiaceae. The transcript has a single exon. The record is from RefSeq and is a predicted model, not a curated record.
AUGCAAAGUGGACAUCAGUUGCGCAAUUUAUUGGUCACAAUCCUUUGUGAUUGUAGUCCCUCUGAUCCUGCUGCAUUAUGGUUGCAGUUUCAGACACAGAUCUGUGAUGACCUUCAUUGGGCUCUUCAACAAAAAAACAUACGCCAAAAUCCAACAGAAGAAGAUGUCUUUGACUAUGGCCUAUACUGUAGCAUUUCGUUCAAUUCGACAGGGUCCGUGACGCGUGACAGGCCUGUCGAAAUUUUGGUUUUGACAACCACACAAAUUUGCUGUGACAAGCCGAAAAUUUGGGCAAUUUUUCGACCACUCAGCGCCGCAGGCCACGAAAAUUUUUGA